CCCCCCCUCCCACCCCUCCCCACCUGGGAGAACGAGAGAGAGAGAGAGAAAAAGAGAGACAGCUUGCCUGCUGUUGCUGCUGCUCGCACUCCUCGCAGCAACCCCUCUCUGCUCGCCCCAGCGCCACUUUGGCACUCAGGGCCCAACACUUUGAAGCCCCAACCCCCUACAGUGCUGCUUUCUCCAGAUUCGUUGUUGCUACUCUACUCAUCCACACUAACUCAUGGACUCCAUUCCUCGUGGAGGUCCUUGCUGCCAUUCCGCUGCGAUUUGGCUUCUGCAGCGACGUCUGUUCCGUAACAUUUAGUUCCUCAUUCAGCCAAUUCCGACUGCGGGAAGCUUCAUCACCAUCAGCUCGGUGGAGCUUAGCAUCGUUCAUCUAUGGUGUUUCAACUUGGUUGGAACCGUGCUGAAUGAAAUGGAGUCAGGUAGCUACCAAUUCACGUGAUUGAAGAGCAACAGCUUUAAAACAUGCGGAUGAAGUUUUUGUUCCCGGUUGCUGUUUAUUUAUGUCUUCUGCAUCCGAGUAGUGGAGCCUAGUAUGCACGAGCUGGUGUUAAACUUCUGGAGUGAUUGUCGACUAUGGCAUGCUUUCUUUUGAGGCCAUGCACCGACCUACUUGCACUGGAGGAGUUUGUUUCUUGGGGAAGGCCAUUGCAGCAGUUUUGAGCUGGUUACUAGUGUAUGGCUUCCGCAUCUACUCAAAUAUACGUGUAUGUGGCUGGUUUUUGUGGAGCAUUACAAGGUCAAUUCCCCUUCAACAUUCGGGCAGAGUUGCGUGAUUCCCAGCAUCUGAAUUCGUGAACUGCAUAUGAGAGUCGGGGUCGAGACUGUUGGGGGCGCUCUUCUGUUUAGGCUCGUGACCCGGAGGUGCCGGACUUGUUACUGGUUAGAGAAAUCCUGAACUGGAUUUUGAAUCCAAUCUAUUUCCUCCGCUGAUUUUUUUUUGUGUGCCAUUUCGAAAUGUGGGCUCGUUAUUUUGAUAAAGAAGUUAUAAUAUCUCUACGAUGCACCUGUGGCCAGACUCUGUUACACCUAUUUAAGAAAGACUAGAAGAGGGCAUAACCAACAUUGAUAUUCUUUGCUCAAUCACAGCAUGUAGUGGAGGUGAGAGAUUUUGAACGUCUAGAUUAAGCUGAGCCUUCUCACUUAGCAAUCACUGCGGCUUUUAAGAUGCCCUGGUGGCCCAUGUCCAAGGAUGGUAAGAAGGGGAAGAAAUCAACCACUAGUGGUUCAUCUGAUGGAGGUUCGGGACAGUCCCAGAGGCCUAGGCCACGCGCGAGGGAAGACAACGGAAGUAGUAAGUACAGUUCCCGCCACAGUUUAGAUUUGGUUUCGGAGGCAGGCUCUGGAUCUGGUGUGGGAUCGCGGUCGCCGUCUCCCUCAUCACCUAGGAACAACAGCAGAAGACGGCAUUCCUAUGGACAGCCUCUUCCGUUACCAUGUGCACCUCCCAUUAAAUCCGUGGAACGGACGUACUCAGAGGGACAGUUGUCUAAUGCCCAAAAUCAGUCGACCCCUGGGUUGCAUCAUGCAACGUCCAUGCCUUUGCCCUCACCAGCUCAGGUCGGACGGAUGGAGCCUACCACUGAAGGGGAUUAUCCAUCCGGGUCGGUCUCUAGUACAAGCUCGUUGGGGAGUGUUGAAGUAGAUCCUCGUCAACAAGGACGAGUCUCGCAUCUCCGACCGUUGCAGGAGCCCGAACCCACUGACCUGCUUCGACCAAUUACGCAAUUCAUUCAAGCCUCAACAGCACUGCGUGGUAGAAUGUCUAGGGCUGAGCCAGUGCGUCUAGAGACCCCCCGUUCUAUGAGUCCUCUUCCUGGCAAUCACCCGCCUGUCAUCUCUCCCACAUCACGGGUUUGGUCUCCAAUGUGGCCUUCACCUCUGAAGAUUCCUCAAUCUCAACCUGACAGUUCAAUGUCGAGUCCUGCCCCGAGCCCCCACUCCGUUUCGCAGAACCAGCCGGCAGUGUCAGGAUCUGUCACUGGCAGUCCUCACUCAGGCAACACAUCUGGGUAUAAUUCUUGGCAAGGAGAUCCCGCGCCCUUAUGGGCACCGCAGCACCACGAAGACAGGUCCCCAAGUCCAAGAUUACGAAGUCCUGGACCUAGUCGUACUGCAAGUGCUACUGUUUCUCCUAGGCAUCCACGGGCUAUCACUCGCACUUGUGGUGGACCUGACUCGCCCAAAACUUGGCACGAAGAUGGUCAAGGUCGCUCUCAGUACGCACCGAAGCCCUUGCCGUUGCCGUUGCCUCCUUCGACCACGGGCAAUAGUAGCCCUUACACUUCUCCCCCUAUUACCUCAGGACCGAGCACGCCUACAAUGUCUCGUCAUACGUCCGCUAGUAUGGAACGUUCCAGGUCUGUAGAACCACCUGUAUCUGGGACCUCAACGAAAUGGCGGAAGGGAAAGCUUCUUGGAAGCGGAACAUUUGGAAAUGUAUACGUGGGUUUCAACAGUGAUAAUGGGGGUUUUUGUGCCAUGAAAGAAGUUCUCUUGGUUUUGGAUGAUCACAAAUCAAAGGAAAGUGUCAAGCAGUUAGGACAGGAAAUAAGUUUGUUGAGUAAAUUGAGACAUGAGAACAUUGUACAGUACAUUGGCACCGAAACGUUGGAGGACAGGUUGUAUAUAUAUUUAGAGUAUGUUUCAGGUGGGUCAAUCCAUAAACUACUCCAAGAGUACGGUGCUUUCAAAGAGCCUGUCGUACGCAACUACACUCGUCAGAUCCUUUCUGGGUUAGCAUACCUGCAUAAUCAAAAUACUGUGCAUAGAGAUAUUAAAGGAGCGAACAUUCUUGUAGACACUAACGGAAUGGUGAAACUUGCUGACUUCGGCAUGGCUAAGCAUAUUUCUGCUCAAUCCUUUCUCCAGUCUUUCAAGGGAAGCCCUUACUGGAUGGCUCCUGAGGUAAUCAAGAAUUCAGGAGGGUAUGAUUUGGCUGUGGAUAUAUGGAGUCUAGGUUGUACUGUGCUUGAGAUGUUGACUACCAAACCUCCAUGGAACCAAUAUGAAGGAGUUGCAGCAAUGUUUAAAAUCGGGAACAGCAAAGAAUUGCCCUCCAUACCAGACACAUUGUCCAGAGAGGGUAAAGCGUUUGUACGUUUGUGCUUGCAACGUGACCCUGCACAACGGCCAACAGCUGCUCAGUUGCUGGAACACCCUUUUGUUCAGGACGUCCCUCGCAUCUGCAGGCCAGAUGACAACCUUACUGGAGCUGAUUUACAACCCAGUACCAUUCCUGCAAUCAGACCUGUGAAUGUGACGCCGCACGUGGGGCACAGGCACGCUACUGCGCAAGAGAAUGACGGAGCGUAUCGUCCGCUAACCAGAGGAAGGCUACCUCAUUCUCCAACAAGUGACCUUUCACCACGAGGCCAUGGACCGUUUGUACUUCCGUCUAUCAGGUCUCCACGAGCAGUCCAUCAGGUCUACAGUGGAAUGUCCACUCCAGGGAUGAUGAGCUCAGGAUCAUCAACUCCGCCUGGUGGAGGCUAUGGCUGCUCACCUUUACUUCCAAAUCAGUUGUGUGGCGCCUUCUCUGCCUAUCCCAACGAGGGGUAUGAGAACAGCUCAAGGACACAGAGUGGACGAUACGCAAGCCCGUCCAUGAUAAAUGGAGGAGCUUACUUUGAACCUCGCAGAGACUCCCAUUGGAAUACACCUCCCCAACGUACACCAGAUGGUAGCCCAACUAGAAGAAACCAUUUAAAUGUAGAUAAUAACAUAUUAGACUUUGCAUUGAGAAGAAUGACCCUAGAAGAUGAUCUCCAAAUGCAGUAUCAUGGCAACGGAACUUUUGGCGAGCGUUUGACUCAGCAACUUCACUAUAGGCCAGGGUCUCCUUUCGCUUAGUCUCAUCAACAGCCAUGAAUUUGGACGCCAGUGGCGACCAUGCGUGCCGGCGCUACAGUGGGGCCGGAGGUCGCCAUGCAGGUGUUGUGAUGAAAUCGAAACCACAAUUGUAGAUCGUAAUGGUAUUAACCUUAGAUGAUCCUAGUUUGACAUCAUACAUUUAUGAGGUCUAAAGCAAGUCCUCAUCACCUAACAUUACAUGCCCUGAAUCAUUUCUGACUUUGCUUCUACAGUUCAAAUACGUUCUUAAACAGUAUCAUCUCAUAUUUGAGUGGCAUUGUUUGUUGGAUGGCAGGCAUGAUCGUUUCAGGCUCUCACUUCAUUCCAGAAGCCUGCUCAUUCUCAGUGCUGAAUCUAUCGUUUCUGGAUGAGAGUGGUGUAUUGUAGCUUCAGGAUCAGUUUGUUGGGAAGAGUUUCAUAUUUGAUACGAUAAAGUCGAUACAAAUUUUAAACUGCACAUGGCUAUUGGUUAAGUCACUUUGCUGGGCAGCCAAUUUCUAUUUAUGAUGUAGCUAUUGCUUGUAUUUCUACCUGCAUAAUAUAGCUCUUCAAUCCUUCUUUUUUAUUGCACUAAAGUGCUCAAA
Molecule: messenger RNA, 4442 nt
Organism: Physcomitrium patens
Lineage: Eukaryota; Viridiplantae; Streptophyta; Bryopsida; Funariales; Funariaceae
Source: RefSeq, a predicted model, not a curated record